AUGAGCAUUGAUGUAAAACUUUUAGCAGAUCUCACUGGAAAAAGUGUUGAGGAAACACUUUACAGAAGUAUGAUAAGAAGUCUUAUGUACCUCACUGUAAUCAGAUCUGACAUCUCCUUCAGUGUUGGUGUGUGUGCUCGGUUUCAAGCCAAUCCUAAGGAAUCACAUUUAACUGUUGUCAAACGCAUCAUCUGUUAUGUUAAUGGUAUUGUGAAUUAUGGGAUUUGGUAUUCCAGGAACACCAACCUAAACUUGGCAGGUUACUCUGAUGCUGACUGGGCGGGUUGUGCUAAUGAUAGAAAGAGUACCUUAGGUGGAUGCUUUUAUGUGGGAACCACUCUGGUGGCUUGGCUAAGCAAGAAACAAAACUUUAUAUCUUUCUCCACAGUAGAAGCUGAGUACAUUGCUGCUUGA
Corylus avellana is the source of this 414-nucleotide messenger RNA. NCBI's taxonomy places the organism in Eukaryota, Viridiplantae, Streptophyta, Magnoliopsida, Fagales, Betulaceae. The record is from RefSeq and is a predicted model, not a curated record.